This is a messenger RNA of Pocillopora meandrina, 11030 nucleotides long. The record is from the annotation of a GenBank genome assembly. Lineage: Eukaryota; Metazoa; Cnidaria; Anthozoa; Scleractinia; Pocilloporidae.
GCUGCCUUGGUUAACGUAAGAUAUUUAGGCGCUGGCUGUAAGUUACAUCGCACACUACAAGCGGUUUAAUGCCUAGGGCUAGGAAGUGCUUACAAACCAAGAAUGUUUUUUUGGACAAUAGUUAUUCUUUUAGAGGUUCAGCUGCGGAAACUACAUUACUCAUUCCGGUGUUUCUUCUUUCUCCAGGCCGUCUAGAUAUUUGCAUAACUAAGCUUUUCAGUUCAUUUACCCAGCUGAAACCCAAUUUAUAAUUUAUUCUACUUCUUCAGACGAGUUCGGAGAGGAAUUUGUCCUUUUUGAUCAGUGAAGCUAACAAUUAAGUUUCAAAGCAUCCGUGUCGAGAAACACCUCGCGCGCAAGAAAUGGCGAAAGGUAUUGUUUCUUAGCUUAAAAUGGUGAACUCUUGAUUUUCUUCGUGAUUCAAAACAAGUUGUAGCGGUUUGAAUGGGGCUUUAAUAUCACUAAUUAGUGUUUUGUAGGGUAAUCUCUCCAAGUCAAUAACAUGCGUCUGUUUUAUAAUAGCAAAAUAGAGGCUACAAUAAAGUCUUGAGGUAUUUUAAGGCAACAUUUCUGCUGGAGGGACUUUGAAAUUUCCAUUGUGUUUGAAUAUUUCAUGAAUUUUCAGUUUCCGCCGCUUCGCCCCAUGGAUUUCCGUUGUGAGUUUGUCUUUCUUGCAUACAUGAUUAGGGUUGCAUUGUUUUGGCUGUGAAUCAGUACAGGUUUCUUGAGAACAUAGCAAUAAUGCAGUGACAGGAUUCAUCUGUGGAAAUGAGCUAGAGUGCUAGUUGAAUAUUUUCCACAGAUGCAACGGUCCACAAGUUGUUUUGUUUUUAUUUGCAUACAUGUCCAAUACACCCCACUGCCUUGGUUCAUCAGGGGUAGUUGAUGAAUCUACCCUGCGGAAGUUGAAUUGUGUUAACAUGCUGGUAGCUGGGGGGCACAAGCUAGUGGGAUAGUGGCAACUUGAACCUUCCUUGUUCUUUGAGUGUGAAACAGCCAGAAGUCAAUUUGCACGAGAAGAUAAUAUUGAUGAACCUGCACACAAUUUGACUCAAUUCAACUUGACUUGUCCUUGGUUAUGUCGAUCUGUCUGACUGUAAGUCAAAUCGCAGAAGAACACAGAAAACGCAACUCAUCUUCAGUUAAGUUGAUUGGUCUCACUGUAAGUCCAAUUGUAGAAGAUCCCCAUACACACUUGAGUGUAAGAGGGUAAUAAAUGUGGAAGAAUUGGGACAAUUCACUCGGGUCAACCUGACUCAUCUUUUGUUGAAAAGAUCCAUCUCACCGCAUGUCAAUCUGCUCAAGAACACAAUACAAACUUAAGUGUUAAAUGGGGGUACUAAUAUUGAGGAAGUGACAAUUUGUAUGGUUUGACUUGACUUGUUUAUAGUGAAGUCAAUCUGCAUUGGAAGUCAAUCCGCAGAAGAACACGAUAAACACUCAUGUGUUAAAUGGGAUAGUAUAUGUUGACAAAUCUACAUGAUACGCAGGGGUUGAGUUGUUUUUAGUUCAUAAGUAGAUCCAUGUCACCCAAAAUCAAUUUGCAGAAGAACACAAUACACAUUUAAGGGUUAAAUGGUGGUGGUAAAUGUUAACAAAUUGACAUGAUUUGCUUGGGUUGACUCGAUGCAUUUUUGGUUAAGUUGAUGCUGAGUUGUAGAAAAACAAAGUUAUACCCUACAAGCACUAGAGGGUAGUAAAUGAAGGGUAAUAAAUGUUGACCAAUUGACAUGAUUUGCAUGAGUUGACUUGACUUGUCUUAGGGAAACAAAGUAAAAUUGUCUUAGGUAAAAAGCAUAUGAACUUUUCUUGUGUAACAUGAAAAGAUAGGGACACUAUCAACACUAUAUCUGGUUUUUCUUUUUAGCAUCUUCCAUUUGUUACAUGCAUGGGAAGUUUGCAGAGAACUGAAUACACUAGAGCUGUUGACGAUCCCAUUCUGAUAGCUGCUCACACAAGCCCCCCCUGCGUACAUCUGAUUACCUUAUUUUCAAGCUUUUGUUUUAAAAACAACAACUGUGAAGGCUCAGUGUGACAUGAAGGCUACAUGGCUGGCUUUUUCACUUGAUCAUGUUUGUUUAUUUUGUCUUUUAACAGUUCUUUAUUUUAUAGGAAGGAGCUUUUUAACCUUUUAAACCCUAAGAGUGACUUGCAUCUAAUUUCUACCUGCAAUAUCACCCCUGAAUCACACAUUAAGGUCAUGAGAAUGAAGGAAAUGAUUACCAACAAGAGAACAGUAAACAAAAUCUCCUUAAGAGCACCUUAGAAAAUGUAUAAAGAACAGUAUGGAGAAUAUGCAUAAUGACAUUAGGGUGUUAAGGGUUAAACUAACUUGGUUUUAUGUCGGUUGUAUAGAAGUAUGUCUGAGGAAAAAAAGAGGAAAUUGUUGGUGAAACAGAGAUUGUGAUAUUUAUUUUCCAAGCUUAGCAAUGUCGAGCUUUGAUUUAAUGAUUUCUAUUGAUUUAGACCAAAUUGUGCGAAGCCAAUGGCUACAGUGUUGAUAACUAAACACCAGGUAUGCUUCAGGUUCUAAAGGAGAUGAAUUGUUCAAUUCUCAAUUUCAAAAAAGUCAAGUUGAAUUGAGUUGAUUGGACAACAUUUUCAAUGUAGCAACUUGCAGAAUGACAAAUGAGACAAAUCAUGUGAUUUUCAGUUGAAUGGAGUCAACUCAACAACAUUUUCAAUCCUCCCUCAUAGCAGGUUGCGGAAUAUAUUCUUAAUGUCUUGCAAAUUAACUUCUGGUAUGAUGGGUUCACUUAAAAGGAGAUGAAUCAUUCAUGUUGAUGUGAGUCAAGUCGACAACAUGUUCAACCAUCCCUGUUAGCACAUUGUGGAAUAUUUUCUAAGUGUCGUGCAAAACAACUUCCAAAUGUGACAGGUCAACUUCAACUGAAAUGAGUUGUCCAGUUGGAGUUGAAUCAAAUCAACUGAUCUCUGGCAUCACAAGGCAACUUGUGAAUCAACACAGAUUGACUUCUGGUUGGUUGAUUUAUAAACUGCCUUAGAGGAAUUGACUCAAUCUGGGUGUAUCAGGCAACUCUCUUUAUUUUCAGCAUAGAAGCUUUUUCAAAAUAACUGAGAUAGGAAGAUUGGUCAAAAACUUAUAUUUCAUUGCACAGGUGAACCCAUUUAAGUUAUUUUAUAAAAGCAAUAGACAGCACUUCCUAUAGUUUUGCUGGCAAAAUAACCUACUUGGGAUGUUGGGAAAUAUGAGAAAAGUUUGUAAAUCAUGCUCUCUUACACAAGAAAUCAUGCAACAGUGGUAAUCCAGCUUUACAGUGUAAUGUCAGUUUUUCUGGUGAAAGAAUCCCUAUAAAAAGUAGAUGGUUCCACUCAAGAAGCUAAGGGCACGACUGAGUUAGCUCUCUCUCUCCCAAGAGUGACCAAUAAGUAAUUUCUCCUUUCAGUAUCAAGUGUCCUGUGAAGCAGAGAGGUGACGGGAAGAGAGAAAAUAACAACAGACAGAAUAAUGUUUGAUUGAAAACCAGCAUGUUGUAGGAUUCAACUUGGAAGAAAAGAAAUUGUUCUCUUUCCUUGAAAUUAUGUGCAUGUUGUUAGGAGUAAUUAUGAGUACUAGUGAUCGUAAAACAAGCUUGACUGGAAGGAUAAACAUAACCUAGGCCUCCUUAUCGGGAGAAGCAGUGACCUUAUGAUUAGUAUGCUGGGCUCUGGGUCAAGAGGUCCAGGUUUAUGACCUUGCCGAGUUGUCAUCGCGUUGCGUUCUUUGGCAAAACACUUUACUUUCAUCUUUCAUUGAGCAUCCUCUUUGGAUAAGCUCCCCUCCUAAAGUCAUAAAGAUCAGUGCCUCUCCCAACUUAGGAGUUUAAAAGGGUACCAGUGAAUUUCUUGGGAAGGCUGAUGAAAUGCAGAGGGGGAACCUGGUGAUGGACUGGCAUCCCAUCCAAGGGGGAGUAGUUAUAUUUGUAGUUACUUCCUGCUAUAGAUAAGCUGGGGCUGGACAGACCACCUGCCUCGAGUACAGACAUAACUUACCAUGCAUCCACAUCAUCAUUUUGGCAACAUAAGUAGGGGAGCCAAUCUAAAAUUUUAGUCAUUAGGAGGGGAGCUUAUCCAAAGAGGAUGCUCAAUGAAAGAAAGAUGCAAAUUUGAGGACUCACCUUAUGGAGAUAUCUUUUAUUUACCUUUUUUAUACAGCUUUUUGACUUGAGUGUUUGAGCAAUGGCUGAUGAAACAAGAGAGGAUGGUACUGGUCUCAUGAAUCAAGGAGAAACUCCUGAGGAAAAAUCCCCACAAGAAUUAUCAUCUGCUGAUGAUAUAGCUGCUGAUGAAUUGUUUGAUUCUUUUAUGGAGAUUGCUAAUGAUCCUAAACUCCAAGAAGAGGAGGCUAAUGCUAUAAGUGGAGUUGGAGAUGGAGUAAGGGAGCCCUCUGACCCUCCUGAUCAGAAGCUUCAAGACAGCAGUAGUGAUGCAGAGAAACAAGAUAAAAUGGAAGGAACAAAUAAUCCAGGAGAAGCAAAUGCUUCUUCUGAUCCUUCCAUCUUAGAGCAAAAUGAUUCUAAUAGCAUCACUGAUAAACUACAAACGGAUGCUCAAACUGGAAAAAAUGAUCAGAACAAAACAGAAAGUGAUCUUAAGGAUUCUUUGAAUAGAACACUUGAGCAAGAGGAAGCAGUGGAAUCUUCAGAUCUGUCAUCACCUGUUAAGGAAUCCAACAACAGUGAGAAUGAACAGUCAUGUCCUCAAGGUAAAGAUGGAGUGGAAGGUGGUUCUGCAUCAUACAUUUCUGAUAGUGGUGAGGUAAAUUCACAUGGUGCACCUGAGCAAGGUGCUACAGAGGUACCAUAUGAAAAAAUGGCAAUAUCUAAUCAGAUUUGUGAUGAAGAGAAAUCAGUUGAUCAAAAUGGUACAACUGUUGUUGUUCCGUCAAAUCCAGAUGCAACAAGUAAGUCAGUAAGGACAGAAGAAAGUUUAGAAAAGAGUUUGAUUGAUACUGUAGUACAAACAACUGAAAGUAGUGAGACUGAUAGUGUUGACAGUGCUAAUGUUUCAUCUGGUGAUGUCCAAGAGGUUGAUAGUGAGAAUUACCCAAAAUCAACCACUACUGAUCUUGCCAAGAGCUUAUCAAAGGCCAUGGAGGAUCUAGCAGGGCUUGAACAGCAACUGUGUUCAGCAAUGACUCAGAUGAAACAAUCAAAUGAAAUGAAAAUAGAAGAAGAAAGUGGCAAAGAAGGAUGCAUUGAGGCGAUUACAUCAGAAAAUGUUGACAAUGGAAACAAAGAUGAAGAGAGUUGUAAGAAGAUAGCAGAUGAAGUUGAUAAUGACAACAGGGAAACUGAAGUGGACAUUACUGAAACACCAGUCGUUGAAAAGGAAAAUGCUGUAUCUGAUGAGCAAGUUCUACCAUGCAGUGAGGAUUCACAAGUUGAAGACAGCAGUGUCUUGGAGACUAGUAACCCAGCAGAUGGACAUGAAGAUGUAGGGCAAGAAGGUGAAUUAUCAGGAGAAGUAAGUAAUGCAGAGGAACCUUCACAAGAGGUAACAGGACAGGAAUGCAAAAAUGACCUUGACAAUGCCUCCACUGAGAAGUCAGAUUCUGCAGAUGAACUUGACUUGGAAGUUGCAAGGAGUGGCAUGGAAGCAGCAAUACCUGAUAUUGAAAUUACAACAGACGAGAGUGGCAUAUCAGCAGGAACAGAGGAAAGCUCAUCAAACAGUCGACCAGGAACACCAGCAUCAAAUGAGGAUGGGAUAGAUUCAGACACACCUUCUGAUUAUGGAGAUGAUGAGGAGAAUAAUGCCUUUGGUACUGACAAUCUUGGAGCUUCUAAUAGAAAGUCAUGGCUUCUGGAAACAGACAGGGAACGCUUGUCAUCAGAUUCAUCAACUGUUUCUGAGAGAGACUUCCGUGAAAGUUUUUCCAAAAGUGACAUUCCUGAUGGAAAAGCAACUAAGGAGGGUUAGUGCUGACCUAUGUGAUUUUUUUAUUUUAACCCUUUGAUCCUGUUAUAAGCAUCUAAUUUCUCCCUAAAAUAUCACUCCUGAAUCUGCACACAUUAAGUUCAUGAGGAUAUUGGAAAUGUUCACAACCCAAAUAAACUCUUCAUUUUUUAACAAAUUCUCCUUGUCAGCUCAAAAGGAAAUGUUUGGAGAACAGUAUGGAGAAUAUGCAUACUGAUGUUAGGGUGUUAAGGCUUAAACUUUCCAUUCUGAUGCAACUCUGAUAAGGUCAUGCAUGGAAGCUGACAGCAGAAGAUGGACGACCACACCAAACAAUCAUUUCCUUACAUGUAUGAUCAGUCCAUCAGGCAUAAGAGGGAACAGGAAAGAAGAGAUUAAAUUCUUCUACCCUAUGCAAUGCAAUUUUUUUUUUGUUUAGAUUACAUCAGAGGACACUUGUUGAAGAUGGGUGGAUCCGGCUUAACCCCAAAGAACUGGAGGAAAAGAUGGUAAGAGAAUUGUCAAGUGAAGGAGUGUGAUGCAAACAGUCUAUGGCAAUUAAUUUUUGUUCUAAUCAUAUCCAUUACAAUCUCCUCAAAUGUGAUUAGAGCAUCAGCUGCUUUUUUUUUUCUUUAAUCAUUCUGUACAGUUGUAAUAGGACAGUGUAAUCAACAGUUGGCUGUAAUUGGACACCUCUAAUUGGACAGUUGAAGCAGCCAAUCAUACUUUGUCCUUUCAACAACCAAUUGUCCUGAAAAAUAGAGUGGAAUUUCCAAAAUUGAGGAAUUUUUUACUUAGUUAUUGUCUCUACCAGAGAUAUUUGUCCAAAAAGUAUUUCAUUUUAGUUAAUUGUAACUGUUUUGAUUAAUUGGUAACAGGACUUUGUGUCCUCAUGGGGACUCAGAAUUUUUCUUUGUCCCAUGCUUGUGACAAGACAAAAAACAUCUUUCUUUAUUUAGGACUUUGCAUAGUCCAAUUCUGUCGGUAAUCAUACUCUUGAUUUACAAAUUGGACUCCCACUUCGGGAUCAUCUGAUUUUGUUAGUCACUCAACAUAUAAUUUCAGACCAAAAUGGACUCCACAUGAUCCUAUUACUAUUAUGAACCUGCAAUCAAAUAAACAUGUCUUGAUAUGUUACUUGCUUGCAUUAGGUUUGUGUUGAGAAGUGACAACUGCCUGUACUACUACAACAAACAAAAAGAUAAAUCACCCUGUGGUGCAAUCAUCUUGGCAAACUACUCAAUAUCAAAAGCACCUGAGAUUAACAAACCCCACUGCUUCAAGCUGACCAAAGGUGGUGCAAGGACAUAUUACAUGUGUGCAGGUAGUGACGUGGACAUGCGCAAGUGGAUGAUGGCCAUGAUGGAUGCAAUCAAGGGGUCAUCUGGCAGUGUAUGUAGUUUUUUUUUAAUCUCUUAUUUAACAAAUAUCACAAGUAAUUAUCAGAGCUCUCAGUAAGAGCUGGCAGCUAGUGAAUUUGACAGGCUCUUUUGCUUGUGCAUGCCACCUCCCUCUGCCACCUCAGAUUUUAGAAAUAGAGUAAGAAACAUUUGGUCGCAGAAUAUGAGCUUUGAAUGGACUGAGAUUUAUUGAGGUAUUUUAGUGAUUCCUGUUGGAUAUUGGCUUUUGACAUUGUUUUGAUGUUUGAUUGUUUGUUUGCUGGUUUUUCCAAUAUCCAACCAUAUUAAUGAAACAAACUUUGUCAACAAUGCAUAUCAUAUAUUCCUCUUUCCUUCUCACAUGCAGUCCAAUCCAUUCACUCUUUCGGAAGGAAGUGUCCACAAUGUCAGCAUUCCUGCCCUAUCAAUCAGGGAUCCUGAUUGCCAUGGUUACCUACACAAGCAAGGCCAGGGUAUCAAGGUUUGGAGGAAACGCUAUUUUGUCCUUAAGGAUGGCUUUCUCUACUACUACUCUGACAUGUCCAACACCGUUGCCUUGGGCGUGGCAAAGCUUCAUGGCUACACAAUUCAAAUAGGGGAGCAGAAGGAAAAGAAAUACUACUUUAAAGCUGUUUCUACAGAUCCAUUAUAUAGGACUUACUUUUUUGCUGCCGAUAGUGAUAUGGACAGGAAUAGGUAGGAGACCUUAGUUGUAGGUGUGAAAUACCAUCACAACAUCAUUCAUGAGAAUCAAUUCCAAAAUGGUUGGCCUGCGGAUUUUGCUGUUAGGGUCACACGUUAUUGUAAUGUUAUGAUAUCUGAGUUUUAUGGCUCCUCUGUAGCAUGAGGUAUUUUGAUGGGAUUCAUGUAUUCAAAUUUUCUGAACAUACAUGUAUGCCAGCACCAUAUAGGUAUAUACUUUCCUACAGAGAGAGGGAGAGACAUUAUAAGGGUAAAGAGUUCAGUCCAAGUUUGCCAGAUAGGCCUUUAAUUGUCAUCUCUCAAUCUUUACACUUAUGAUCAGCAGUGAAAUGUUCUCCAGCAGCUAUGCACUAUUUUCAUUUUUUUUUAGUCUUAGUGCAAUCUUAUGUUAGCUGUGAUCCACCGCUGGUUGGCAAUGGGGAAUAACCAUUCACAAUAUUGUCCCCUUAGCAUCUAAUUUCUCCCUACAAUAUCACAGCCAAAUUACUCAUUAAUGUCAGGAGAACAAAGGAAAUGAUGGCAACUAAAGAAGCUCUUGAUUGUUACACAAAUUCUUCUUUUCAGCACAUAAGGAAAUGUAUAGCAAGGCGUGAAAUUGCACCUAAUGCAGGCGCCAAUGCGACUAACUUUUUCACUUUGGCGACCAAAUCCUGGAAAUUAGUUGCCAAAUUGGUGACUAGAAUGUUUCAUCAUAACCUUACCAAGAGAUAAAGUGAAUUAAAAAGAUUUGCAAAGAUAAAUCCGUCGCAAACUUCCUUGUUAAGUUUGUUUCCAAAACGCAACAGAUGCAUCUCAAUCGAUAAUUAGACGCCAUCUUGGAAUUAAGUGAGCUUUAACGUUGUAUAUCGUCCAUCCUAGUGUCCAUUUUGUAGCACGUUAAAGAUCUUUUCCCAAACUUAAUUUUGGAGGGUCUAUCUAGAAUGCUGACGGCUUAAAAGAAGGUUUUGUUUGUCUUUAAAAAGGGGCCCAACUUUUUUUCACUUGGCUACCACUUUGAAGAAUUUAGGAGCCAAGUGGCUAUCAGAAAAAAAAUUAAUUUCACGCCCUGUAUAGGGAACAGUAUGGAGAAUAUACAUAGUGAUGUUAGGUUGUAAAGUUGUAUUAUCUGACUUAACAAUGAAAAAGCCAUUAAAGCUAAUAAUAGCCAUUUUUAUUCUGGCUUUUUUUGUAGGUGGUUUUCAAAACUGGAGGACUCCAUCAAGAAAGGAUCAAUAGUCUGUGGAUAAGGAAUGAAAGCAUAAUUUCAAGGUUAAACCAUUUUUAAUGACUACUGUGACUGCUGGUCUUCACUUUUGUGUGUGAGUUUAACAAGUGGCAAUGGAUCAGAAAUACUUUCAUAGUUUUAACCUGGAAUAUCCAACACACAUUUUUUUCAUGUAAAAUUUUUGACAGAGAGAGUAAAAAGAAAGAAACAGUGGGAAAGGAAGACAAUUCAAGAAAUAGUGAGGCAAUUGAGAAACAAAUGGGCGUGGUAAUGGGAGGGUGUUGAGUCACUUGUGUGUGUGUGUGUGUGGGUGGAGUGGUGACAUAGCAGGUUCAAAGAAAAGAAAAGAAAAGAAACCAAAAGACUCUCUAAGAGUGAAUUUGUUUACUAUUGUUGUUGUUUUUGUUAUUGUAAAUAUAGUUGUGGUGGUGUUGCUCUUGAUUCAAGACAAUUUUUGAGUCACUCUACCUACUAUGCUAUGUACUUUUAUCAUCUUUUUUGACCAUAGUGUCUUCAACUUUAAUAUUUUUUGCAAGUUUCAAGAUCUGGGAGAGGUUGAGAAACACAAGAGAACAAGUUAUAUUGUUAAUUUUGUUAAAUGUUUCAGAAAUAUAUAAGAAAUGAAGAAAAAUUUUAUAAAUGAUUUUACAUAUAUCUUUUACUUCAGAAAAGCAAAGAUGAUCUUUAUAAUGGCUAUUGGUACCACUUUUUUUUAUACAAACAUGCAUAUGGAUGGUACAGUUUCCACCAUAGGAGUGUAUGUAAAAUUAAACAUCUUUCAGCCUUAGAAUCUUAGCUUUCAUACCCUCUUUGGGUCUUCUUAUACACUGUGUUUUAAGCACUGGGUUGUAAUUUUUUCCUUUAGUCAUUAUGAAGAUUUAAAUUAUGCCACAAAUUUUGCUUAAUUUAAUAAUGUGAAAGCAUUUUGAGAUAGUUUCCUAGGUAACAAUUUUGUGGGAUCUUUGCAUAUGUGGGCAACAAAUUUACAUGAUCAGAGGCUCAGGAUUUUGUAUGGCUUCUCUUAGAAAUUUAUUUUGAGAAUAUGGAGUUUGAUGUUGAACAAUUUUUACCAUUGAUAAUUAUUUUUGUUCUCAUAAACACAAAUGUUUUCACAUUCUUGAAUUGCAAAAUUUGAAGGGGAGACAGAACAUAAUGGUGGUGAAGCUGUACUUUGCAGUCCAGGUCGCAGUUUUUCAAAGGGUGGAUAUUGUUAUUUCUGGAUAAAUUUCCAUAUGGCAGACAGCACAGUGGUUAGUGAUUUAUCCUUUGGAUAGGGUUUAUCUACCCUUUGACCAACUGGGCCUUAAGAUUCAGAAAGAUUAUAAUAUUGUAGUUCUUGUUAUGAAAGCAUUGCUUGUGAAUAAUUAUCAAAAAAUUAAGUAGCCACACUGCCAAUAUUUAGUUUUAAAUGUAACAUUAUUUUGGUUUUCUCAUUAAAGAGAUAUUCACUUGGAAUACUGCUUCCAAUUUUGCUCUCAGUUUUGUCCUUUUCUGGCCUGACAAUAAACACUAGUAAAUAAAACUUCUAGUUUCCUUGCCAUCAACUGUUCAUGAUGUAACAAUUCACAUGAAGUCAUUGUGAGUAAAGACCAUUGGAAACCUUUGGUCAGCUAGUGUAGACUGAGUUGUUUAGGUUUUUUCCAUCCAUAGCUCAUUGUUUAUAUAAAUCUUUGUAUCAUUCACAAAUUACACGAGAAGAAUAAAUACUGGAGGAUUAGGAAAUUUAAUGUUUCAGCAUGUAAAUUAACCCCUGAGUGACUGGCUUCCAACCUCUCCUUACAGUACCACUCCUAAAUCAAAUAUUAAGGUCAUGAGAAUAAAGAAAAAUGAUCCCAUGCUAAGGAAGC